UCUCUUAUUCCUGCAACGUCUGCUGAACGUGGUGCGUUUGUCUGUGCUAAACUGCAAGUUGUUAGCCAUUCCUUGUGAAUUAUCUGCCGAUCUCUCAAAGCUGGAGUAUGUGGACAUCAGUGACAACAUUUUUAGUGAUCUGGCCCUUAGCCAAAUGAUGUGCGAGGGCAAAGGUGUUUUUUUGAGUCUGAAAACCAUCAAUAUCAGCAGGAAUUACCUGCAGUCAAUCAACAGCCAGCUCUUCACCAAACUAGAUAAGCUUGAAAACAUUGACAUGAGUGGAAAUAUGUUUCAUAGAAUGCCUGAGACUUGUUACUGGCCGCCAAGUCUCCAAUUCUUAAACCUUUCAUCAGCGCAUUUAACAAAAGUGACCACUUGUUUGCCGAUAAAUUUACACAUCCUCGAUCUAUCAGACAAUGCCUUGACUGUGUUCAACAUCGAACUAUCUUUUCUCACAGAGUUAUACAUCUCUGGAAACAAGCUCAGUAGUUUGCCAGGUGGGGGUUUAUACCCUGGUCUCGCAUUUCUCUCCAUUCAAAACAACGACUUACACACGUUCAGCAGUAAUAAUCUAAACGAUUAUAAUAAUCUGAAGCGUCUGGAGGCUGGUGCUAACAUGUAUGUCUGUUCAUGUGACUUUGUAGCGUUCAUGACAGGUGACUCGACGACUCAUCGCGUCACAAUUGGAGAUGGAUUCAAGUCGUAUAUCUGUGACUCCCCUGAUACCGUGAGAGGAGAGAGUGUGGUAGACGUGAGGUUGACAGUGUUUGAGUGCCACAUAGCUUUAGCUUUUACUUUACUCUGCUUAGGCAUCCUGGGAGUGUUUCUGCUCAUCUUAGGUUUGUGUCACAAAUUCAGCAUUGUGUGGUAUAUCAUGAUGACCUGGGUCUGGCUGAGAGCUAAGAGGAAGCCAAAGUUAAAAAAGGGAGAGCUCGAGUAUGACGCCUUUGUGUCCUACAGUGAAAUGGACUCUGGUUGGGUGGAAGCACAUUUGGUCCCGGAGCUCGAGCAGGCCGAGCCUCCUCUCCAACUCUGCCUCCACAAGAGAGACUUUGUGGCUGUAUUGGACAACAUCAUGGACGCCAUCGAGAAGAGUCACAAAACUCUGUUUGUCCUUUCUCAGCAUUUUGUCAGGAGUGAAUGGUGCAAGUACGAACUGGAUUACACCCAUUUUAGAUUGUUUGACCAAAAUGACGACGCAGUGGUGCUGAUUCUGUUGGAGCCCAUUGACAAAGAGACCAUCCCCAAAAAGUUCUGUAAGCUGUGGAGAGUCAUGAACUCCAGGACUUACCUGGAGUGGCCUGAUGAUGACAACCAGAUCCCCAGGUUCUGGCAAAGCUUGAGAACAGCUAUUAAAACACCUGAGACUGAGAAUAGAAACUGUUUAAUUGACACUGUGGACUUAUAAUUUAGUGUUUUGCUUUGCAGUUUUUUAAAAUCUGUGACUUUUGAGAGCCUUUCAGUGCUAUUUUCAGUAGGUGGGUAAAUGUGACAAAAGCCUAAGAAUUGGUUUGUCUCAAUAAAAUAUCUGUGGUCAGCUGAUAAA
Siniperca chuatsi (mandarin fish) is the source of this 1546-nucleotide messenger RNA. Its product is annotated as toll-like receptor 2. Gene Ontology annotation, biological process: immune response; toll-like receptor signaling pathway; inflammatory response. The record is from RefSeq and is a predicted model, not a curated record. Lineage: Eukaryota; Metazoa; Chordata; Actinopteri; Centrarchiformes; Sinipercidae. Gene Ontology annotation, cellular component: membrane. Gene Ontology annotation, molecular function: transmembrane signaling receptor activity; triacyl lipopeptide binding; protein binding.